AUGGACAAAGCGGAGGCGGCGAUGUUCACCAGACCUGGAGGCGGAGUCUUCAGAGGCACUCUACCCGACCCUGGACUGAGCAGCGCGGUGCCAGUACCGGACCUCGACGAUGCUGACGACGAACUUGCAGCUCUACAGUUUAUGGUCACCAGUCAGGAUUUGCCAUUCGGCUGGGAGUUCGACGGCACGGAUGCAAAGCUCAGUGACAUUUUCGUGGACAUCAGCACGAGGAACAUGACGCCCCACGAGCGCGCGGCGUUCAUGCAGGGCAAGCGGAAGGAGCUGACGGAGUUCUUCGGCAAUGACGUCCGGGAGUUUCACAAGCCCACCGGGGAGGAGGACCCUCGGCGGAUACUCAAGGCGAAGUGGGUGCUCAAGUGGACAAAGAACGACGACGGCACACCACGUGCCAAGGUGCCCAAAGACGCGGCAGAACUCAUGGGCAUCGAGCCGAAUAUUAUUAUGAAGCUCAUUAAGCCACUGUGCGGCCAGGUGGACGCACCGAGGCGUUGGUGGCUACGUGCGGUGGACGACUUAAAGGCCAGUGGUCUCAAGCAGCAUCCUUUGGACCCCUGCACGUUUCUCAGUUUCGAUGAGGACGGCAAUAAUGACGGGUUCAUUCUACUCUAUGUGGACGACAUGCUGGGAGGUGGAGAUCGGCGGCCGGGCAGUAACUAUAGUCGAGCUAUCACCGAGGUAAAAGGAAGGUUCAAGUUCAGGAAGUGGAUCGAAGACGUCAAGAUGGACUACUGCGGCAGCGACUUGACGCAGACCCCGCACUGGGAGAACCCGAAGUCGAACAGCAGCGAGAUUGAAGUGCAGAUGGCGACCUACGCGAAGAACCUGAAGCCCAUCACGAUCGACCAGAAGAGCAGCGACAACACGAGGGAGCUCACAAUCAGGGAGAAGCGGCAGCUACGAGGGCAAUUACCUACGGCAAAGGUGGGCACGGCCAAGGAGGCGGACAAGACACUGCGGUUCUACAAGCAGAACUCGGACGUCGGGCUCAGGAUGAAGAAGAUCGCCCUGAUCUACGACGGCGUGGACAUCACGAAGGAUGAAAGCACCCGCAUGGCGGGUGAGUCAGCAUUAGUCGUGGACGCAAAGGCGCUCUACGACGCGGCCCAAAAGGAGAGCAUCACCAACUUCCAGGACAAGCGGACCGGCAUCGAGGUGCUAGCGCUGCGCGAGAGGAUGGAGGCUACAAUGACACGCUGGAGGUGGGUAUCUUCAGAGAGACAAUACGCGGACGGGCUCACGAAGAUCGCGGCGAGACAGCUUCUCGCCGACCGUCUGCGAUAUGGCAGGCUACAGCUCAAGCGUGACCCGAACUACACGGCGGCCAAGAAGAAGACCAAGGAAGAGCGACAGGAGAGCAUAGACCAGACCAGGCCGGUGACAUCGGCGGCAACGCGGAAGGCAACGACACCGUUCAUGCAGUUGGCAGCGUUCGCAACUAGUUGUUGCAGAUCGGCGGCUCACACGGGGUACGACACGAAGAACGAGAACGACGGCUAUGGUAUUGUGGUUUGGUUUGCCAUGUUUUUUUUUCCUUCCAUAUUUCUUGGAUUAUGUGGAGCCUAUCCUGUUGCAUCCUACCUGAUCAAGAUCAAGGAGGCCGAGCACAAGUACAAGACUGAGUUGGCAGUUCUACGGGCGAAGAUUGAAAAGGAAAGGAUCGAGAAGGAGAGAGAACCAAAAGGACCAUCAAGCGACGAACGCGGCGGCUCGUCGAACGACCUGUACACGGCCAGGACGGUGGGAACGCAGAGCAUGACGAUAUACAAGCUCAGCGGAGACGUAUGGAGGUUUCAGCAUCAGACCCAAGGGUUUCGCAGAGCAGGCGAGGUGACGACCGAGCCAGAGUUGACAGAAGGUUUUCGAGUUCACAAGUGA
Molecule: messenger RNA, 1896 nt
Organism: Prorocentrum cordatum
Lineage: Eukaryota; Dinophyceae; Prorocentrales; Prorocentraceae
Source: the annotation of a GenBank genome assembly